Tachyglossus aculeatus (Australian echidna) is the source of this 7147-nucleotide messenger RNA. RefSeq names its product TBC1 domain family member 8B (gene TBC1D8B). NCBI's taxonomy places the organism in Eukaryota, Metazoa, Chordata, Mammalia, Monotremata, Tachyglossidae. The transcript is spliced from 21 exons. The record is from RefSeq and is a predicted model, not a curated record. The coding region runs from base 1 to 3357 and encodes 1118 amino acids.
AUGUGGCUGAAGCCCGAGGAGGUGCUGCUGAAGAACGCGCUGAAGCUGUGGCUGAUGGAGCGGUCCAACGAGUACUUCGUGCUGCAGCGGCGCCGGGGCCACGGGGAGGAAGGCGGCGGGGGGCUGACAGGCCUUCUUGUUGGGACCCUUGAUUCAGUCUUGGACUCUACGGCUAAAGUGGCUCCAUUUCGCAUUCUGCAUCAGACACCAGAUUCACAAGUUUAUUGGUCUAUUGCCUGUGGAGCCAGCAGAGAAGAAAUAACAAAACAUUGGGAGUGGUUGGAACAAAAUAUAAUGAAAACCUUGUCUGUGUUUGACUCAAAUGAAGAUAUUACUAGCUUUGUACAAGGAAAAAUAAGGGGAUUGAUUGCUGAAGAAGGGAAAGGUUCUUUUGUAAAGGAAGAUGAUCCUGAAAAGUUUCGAGAAGCAUUGCUGAAAUUUGAAAAAUGUUUCGGAUUAGCAGAGCAAGAGAAGUUGGUGACUUAUUAUUCAUGCAGCUAUUGGAGAGGAAGAGUUCCUUGUCAGGGAUGGCUGUAUCUUAGUACCAACUUCUUGAGUUUCUAUUCUUUUUUGUUGGGAUCAGAAAUAAAACUCGUUAUCUCCUGGGAUGCGAUCUCAAAACUUGAAAAGACAUCCAAUGCCAUCCUGACAGAGAGUAUUCAUGUGUGUACCCAGGGGGAGGAUCACUACUUUUCGAUGUUUUUGCACAUUAAUGAAACGUUCCUUCUUAUGGAGCAGCUGGCAAACUAUGCCGUAAGGAGACUUUUUGACAAAGAGACAUUUGAAAAUGACCCAGUCCUCCGAGAUCCUCUACAGAUCACCAAGAGGGGUCUGGAAAACCGAGCCCACAGUGAGCAAUUUAAUGCAUUUUUUAGGUUACCCAAAGAAGAGACUUUGAAGGAAGUACAUGAAUGUUUUUUGUGGAUACCUUUCAGCCACUUCAAUACUCAUGGGAAAAUGUGUAUUUCAGAAAACUACAUCUGCUUUGCAAGCCAGGAUGGCAAUUUGUGCAGUGUAGUUAUUCCAUUAAGAGAGGUCUUAGCUGUAGAGACAACAGAUCACUCCAACAAAGCCGUCAUCAUUUGUAUCAAAGGAAAAACAGCCUUUCGGUUCACUGAGAUUAGAGAUUUUGAACAGCUGGUAGCAAAACUGAGGCUUAAGUGUGGAGCAUCCUCAAGUCCACAGCAUGAUACUGUCAGCCCAGAGGUUGCCAUUAGUUCGGAGACGGACAGUGCACCAGAUUCCUAUGAGGGCCGACUUGGGGCUGGUCAGAAAGACUGCAGCAAGACUGUGAACACAGAAGCUUUAAUGACAGUAUUUCAUCCUCAGGAUUUGGAAAAUCUUGAUUCUAAAAUGUUGAAAGAAAAGAUGAAGGAGCAGUUGUGGAACAUACUCUUUGUGGAAUGUGGCCGUGGAGUUAGUAUGUUUCGGACAAAAAAGACUCGGGAUUUGGUCGUAAGAGGGAUUCCUGAGACCUUAAGGGGAGAACUGUGGCUGCUCUUUUCAGGGGCUGUCAAUGACAUGGCUUCCCACCCUGGCUAUUAUGCUGAAGUGGUAGAGCGAUCUUUAGGCACAUGUACCUUGGCAACUGAUGAGAUUGAGCGUGAUUUACGUCGCUCCCUGCCCGAGCACCCAGCCUUCCAGAGCGAUACUGGCAUAUCAGCCCUGAGGAGAGUUCUUACUGCCUAUGCCUUCAGGAAUCCCAAAAUCGGAUACUGCCAGGCGAUGAACAUUUUGACAUCUGUGUUACUUCUGUAUGCUAAAGAGGAAGAAGCCUUCUGGCUACUGGUGGCCGUGUGCGAAAGAAUGUUGCCUGAUUAUUUUAAUCGACGAAUUAUUGGUGCCUUGGUGGAUCAAGCCGUCUUUGAGGAACUUAUCAGGGAUCACCUUCCUCAGUUGACUGAGCACAUGAUUGAUAUGACCUUCUUUUCUUCAGUCUCUCUGUCCUGGUUUCUCACCCUUUUUAUCAGUGUGUUGCCUAUUGAAAGUGCAGUCAAUGUUGUAGACUGCUUCUUCUAUGAUGGAAUAAAGGCCAUUUUGCAGCUGGGUUUGGCAGUGCUUGACUACAAUAUGGACAAGCUGUUGACUUGUAAAGAUGAUGCCGAAGCGGUGACCAUUUUAAACAGGUUUUUUGACAAUGUCACGAACAAGGAUAGUCCAUUGCCUUCAACUGUUCAGCAGGGUUCAAACACGAGUGAUGCCAAAAGUUCUCACACUAAAGUGGAUGUUACAGAUUUGAUCAGAGAGUCCAAUGAAAAAUAUGGUGAUAUUCGAUACGAGGAUGUACAUAGCAUGCGCUGCCGAAAUAGGCUUUAUGUGAUACAAACCUUGGAGGAUACUACAAAGCAAAAUGUGCUACGGGUUGUGUCACAAGAUGUAAAAUUCAGUCCUCGUGAUCUGGAAGAACUUUAUGACCUGUUUAAGAAAGAACAUUUUUAUUCUUGUUACUGGAGUUUAAAUAGUCCAGUAUUGAAGCAUCACGACUCAAGUCUGCCAUAUUUAGAGCAGUAUCAAAUUGAUUGCCUUCAGUUUAGAGUCUUGUAUCACCUCUUGAGCCCCUGGUCUUAUUCUGCAAACAGGGAUUCUCUAGCUUUAUGGACAUUCAGAUUGCUGGAUGAAAACUCUGACUUCCUUAUAAACUUCAAAGAAUUCUCCUGUGCUUUAGAUAUAAUGUAUAAUGGAAGUUUUACUGAAAAGCUUAAGCUUCUCUUUAAGCUGCAUAUACCUCCAGCUUUCACUGAAGUGGAAUCUCAAAGUCCUUCCAAAGGAACUGAACUUUCAAAAGAAGAACUGAUUCACUUCAGUCAGCUCCAUGUUUCCUCAUCUGCAGAUGACCACGGAUCAGACUCUAUGCAGAAGAGCCCAGAGAAAGGUAAAGGAAAGGUUGAUAUUCAGGCUUAUCUCAAGCAGUGGCAAGAUGAGCUUCUCAAAAAAGAAGAAAACAUCAAGGAUUUACCCCGAAUGGACCAGUUACAGUUUAUUCAGUUCUCAAGGACUCUGUAUAACUUAUUCCAUGGGGACCCAGAAGAGGAAUUGCUCUACCGGUCAGUAGCAGUUGUAACCAGCCUCUUGCUCAAGAUGGAGGAAGUUGGAAGAAAGCUGCAUAGUCCACUGUCACCAGUAGAAGACUCCUCGGCUGAAGCUGGGGAGAGACUGCAAGAUAACGCCAUCCAACAAGCUACAAAAGGACUGUCUUCUCCCGGAGAAGAACAUGAGUGGUCAUUUGCUUUUGAGCAAAUCCUUGCCUCCUUGCUCAAUGAGCCUGUACUGGUGAGGUUUUUUGAGAAACCAGUUGACAUAAAGGCCAAGUUAGAACAUGCAAAAAGUUCACAACUAAGGGCCAGGACUAGGGUGUAAAUUAUUUGACUUGCAUUGUUACUGGGAUAGGCAAGUUUACCACAAUUCAUUCGGUUGGUUUGACUUCAAAGAGGGAGUGGUGCAUAGGGGUUUAGUUUUCAUUACCCACCAUGGCUGAAGGAGAUUGCAAUAUCUGGAAGCACAAUCACAUUUGCUGUAAGGUUCUUGAAACUGAACAGUCAUAAAGACAAAGCACUUUUUAAAACAUUUCACACAAUAUGCAAUAUAAGCAACUUAACCUAAAUUCUCCCCUUGGAGGGCACUACUAUAUCACUUCCUGUGAAUAAUUUACUGUUGACACACCAUUACACAUGGAUUAGUUAGAUUCUGACUUUGUGUUGUUACUGCAUUUUAGUACUAUUGAUGCUGAUUUUAGUGAAUCAAUAGAAACAUCACAGUUUCUAAUUGUGUGAACACUUCAGCCUUGUGUAAUUUACAAGUCAAAGUGCUUUAGAGAAUAGAGUUACAGCCUUAAUUCUUGCCUUUGGGGGUUUCCUCCAUUUAACUGGAUUACUAUUGUAAUUUGUUAAAGCAAUUAGAGUUUAUCUUCAGAUGACUUGUUUGUGAGUAACCUCUGUCACCUGAAAACUUAGUUUUUUCAAACUCCUGUAAGUAUAGGUGCAUAAAGUCCCCCUGCCCCUUUUUCCCUAUUGCUAUUCCAAACCCCUACCUUCUGGAAUGUUUACUUUGGAUAUUUGAAGCCAGUAGGAAUUUUCACUGUGAAGAGGGGAAGGGGUUUGAUACUUAUCUUGAUCUAAGUAGAUUUAGGUCAGCCACACUUAUGUCUGGCUGGUUAGCAUCUGAAGUUGCAACCUUAGAGUUAUCCACUUAAAAUACCUGAGAGAAAAGGGAAUAAAACUAAUGUCCAUGCCUUUUUGUGGGAUGACAGGUGCUAAAAACCAUUGAAUCUGUCCUUUUUCCAUGUUUCCCUGCUACAGGAUAAAAGAUUUCUCACCUCUAAACUGAUGACAUUGCAUCACUGCUAAAUCAACCUCCAAAAGAUUGACAGUAACUACUUGUAAUUUACAAUUGUCAUUAGAUGGGAGAAUACUCACUGUGGUCUCUGUCUUGAGUAGUUCAUGCCCAUUUUGGACAGACAUCCUUAAUCCCUGAUCUGGAUUCAUGUUAACACAAACUUUCAACAUUAGUUUUGGUCCUGAUUGAUAUAUCUGUGUCUGUAAUAGAAUUUUGAGUACUUUAUCCUGUUUGCAUGCAAAAGCAACAGCAAACAUCUGGCAUGUUUUGCUCUAGGGUACAUGACAUAGAUGUACAAUCCAGUUCUCCACAUUUAUUCUGCUUUAGUUAUACAAAUAAUUCCUUGCCCUGCUGUUGUUAGCAUAUCUUUUUUUCAAAGAAGUCUUCAAAGUUGUUUCUGAUCAUAGCAGUUUUCUAACAUCUAAUGUCACCACUUAAAAUCAAAGACUCCUUUUAUCAUUCAACUUUAAAAACCACCUUUAUCGGGCUUAGUGUAGUACCCCAUUCAUACAUCUAAAAAGUAAAGAUAUUUUUCUAUUUUUAGUCUUUUCACAAUUAAAAAAGUAAAGGGCAAUUGCAUUUAUCAUUUCAGAAUCUAUUUUUGAAAAAUGUAGCCUUUGAAAUCCAGCACUUGAAAUUUAACUAUUGUAUAAUUCCAAUACAGUUGACAAUACUUACUAUGGUAAUAAUAUAUUUGUAGACAUCUGGUUAAUUUAGAGAAAAAAACUGCAUGAUGAAAUCACCUUUGCUUUCUUUCAAAAAUAAAAUUAGUAGAAAAACACCUAAACUUCCUAGUUUAGGUAAAAGCUAUUCAAAAGUUUUUUGUUACAGAAUGCCAUACAUUUUAUUGAAAUUUAAGUUUCAAGUAAAGUACCUCACGUUUUCUUAAAGUUCCUUUUGAUAUUUUAACAUGGAAAUAAAUUGGGGGAGGGUGGAGUAAGUUAUAUUCUAAAAAUUAGAGAUGCAGGUUAAAACAGUUUUUUUGGAGGGUUGUGGUUGAAAACAAGUUUUCUUUGCUAUGGAUACAAUUUUUUUAUGUACAAAAAUUAAAUAUCCAGUUCUGUAAUAUAUAAUUGCAAAAACCAUGAUAAGAGAAACUCACACUGUAGUACUGUCUGGUGCUGCAUGCAGUGUGUCUUCUAAUUGCCUCACGUUGUCAUGCAGAUGUUCUCACCCUGUCACAAAGCAGAAACAUUUGUCAUGGCAGAACUGAAUAUAAAGGAUUAUUCAUCCUUAUUAAACAAAACUUUAUACUAAAAUAUAGCCCUCAUAAAAAGUUUUAUUUCAACCCACUAGUUUAUGGAGGAUGAGUUUCCUCAAAUAUAGACUUUUUUUAUUUGUCACUUAAGCCUUACAGUCUAUUAAACUGUAAAGAGUUUAAUGACAGGAUGUUUUGUCCUCAUUAGGAUCCAUGACAAAAUUUCUAGAGCUUUCUGAGAAUCGAACCUGAAAGCUGAUGCCAGUGUCGUCAUCCUGCAAUUUAAGCAACUCUAAAUUGAAUUGGGAUAACUUUUUUUUGUCAUAUCUUAAAAUCCCUUGAAUUCCUUAACUAUUUGAGUGUUCUGCCUCAACUCUGAAUGUCUAAAAUGGCAUUUAUAAAAAAAUCCUUUUUCAACUAUUUCAGUUGUACUAACUAAUGACAAAUUAUUAAUGCCCCUCCCCCCCCAGGAGUAUUUCAGAUCAGUAUUUUUAGCAGCUGGACUCUUCAAAAAUCCAUGUAUUUUGUGGGUACAAGAUAUUAAUCAAACUUUGCAGAAGUUUAGGAAAACAUAUUUGAUAUUCUAAUUACCAUUUUUUCCUUCAGUGAGUAUAUUUUGUUUGCUUUAGAUUUUUCUAUUAUGGCUUUGAAUUUGCACUAUAAGGGGUCCUACAAAUACAAGCACAUGGACACUGCAUUGUGGUUUUCUGGAUAGCCUAUCUUUGACAUUAAAAAUGAUACAUUUCAGAAAAGAAUGUUAACAAGUGCUUUGUUACACAAUGAAGACACAGUUACCUUUUCAGCUUCCCUAGGAUGCAUUCUAUGGAUCUUCCACCCUCCCCUUAAGAAUGGGGGAAAUGAUGUUCAAAGGUUUGAGAUUCCACUGCUUGUCUCCAGCUGCGUUAGACUCUUCCUCAAAAUAUCUGAUAGGCCAAGAGCACCCUGUAAAAUUAUCUGGAUAUUCUAGCAAGUUUUCUAAAAAAACAUUUGAGCUUGUACGGACUUGAUCUUAAAUGUUCUCUCCAAGCAUACAUUGUUUUCAUUUUACCAAUCACAGCUUUACCAGUGUGAUAAUGAAGAAAAGAAUCAGACAUCUGAUAUUAGUGAUGAUGGGUAAUAUUCUCAACCUCUAUUAAAUUUGUUGAACUUGUGGGUCCAUGAUUCUUCAUAUAAUAUAAUCAUAUAAUAUAUUCAUAUACGAAUAUUAUAUAUGAAUAUAUAAUAUUCAUAUAAUCCUUCAUAUAAAGGAAGAAUAUCCAUAUUUUAGAAAAGUAGUAUUUUCAUUAAAGGGAUUUAGGACAAAAAGAAUCACACCUACACCUUACUGCACUUUAUGAACAUGAAGUGGCUUAAAACAAUAUUAAUUUGUAGAAAAAUAAAAUUCCUAAUCUAUUUUGUAAUAUAGUUGCACUUUUCAUAUUAUGUUUCAUUUGAUUAGUACCUUGGUUAUGAACCAAACUUUUUCCUUAAUGAUUACUGUUUUGUUGAGAGGAGAUUGUUUUAAUGCAUUAUAUAACUGAGAAUGCAAAAUGUAUGACAGGCACCUUUUUGGCUUCUUAGACAAGGUACCUUUAGCAGAAAUGAGUACUAGAUAAAAUGUUUAAUAAAGUAGUUUGU